Messenger RNA from Coregonus sp. 'balchen', 11356 nucleotides. Lineage: Eukaryota; Metazoa; Chordata; Actinopteri; Salmoniformes; Salmonidae. The record is from the annotation of a GenBank genome assembly.
AUGCCACCCCGUUGCCAGCUGCUCAACAUGGUUGGAUCCUUCAACUGUACCUGCCCACCUGGCAUCGAAGGCACUGGCUAUGAGUGCCAGAAUGUUGACCAGUGUCCCAACAACUCCACCCAGCCCCAGAACUGCAGCUCCCUGACCCUUUCCAACAACACAGACGGUUCCUCUGUCGGUGCCAGGAGGGGUACCAGGGGGACGGGUUCGACAGUGAGGAUGUGGAUGAAUGUCUCUCACCCUCCACCUGUAGGGAGAACAUGACGUGCCACAACCUCCAGGAGGUACAACUGCACCUGCAUCCUGGGCUUAGUUUACGGAGCAGACACAUGUGUGUCUGAGGAGGACUGCCUGAAUGCCAGCAGUGUGUGCCACCCUCUUGCAGCGUGCCACCCCACCAAGUGCUCCUUCUACAGCCACUGCCGGGACAGUUUCUGUGGCGGCGUGCUGGGACGUGGACGAGUAUAGCCAAUCGGGGCGGUAGUACUGCCCGGAGAUCUCCUACAGCUUCAACACAGAGGGCUCCUAUACAUGCGACUGUUGGGAUGGUUACCAGGACCACAGGACACACUGCAUGGACACGGACGAGUGUGAGGCGGAGAACUUCACCUGUCCAGACAACAGCACCUGUACCAACGCUGAGAGUAGCUACUGCUGCCCCUGUGACAUGGACUUCCUGGCUAGUAACAACUCUCUGUGUCUAGAUAUUGACGAGUGUGCCGUGGGGCUGGAGCAGUGCCCGAACACCUCCGAUUGCCAGAACACACCCGGCUCCUUUGUCUUUGACAGCUGGGACGGCUACCAGGGCAAUGGCACAGGCUGCGAGCACGUCAAAUAAUGCCUGGACAACUCUAACCUGUCACAAACACGCCCUCUGCCGCAACACGCCCGGGUCGUUCCUUUGUGUGUGCCAGCCAGGCCUCCUGAGCAUCGGGGCCCUGUGUGUGGACCUAUCACCUCUACCUUACCUGCCACCCUAGACCCACUUCAAUUUGCUUACCGCCCCAAUAGAUCCACAGACGAUGCAAUCGCCAUCACACUGCACACUGCCCUAUCCCAUCUGGACAAGAGGAAUACCUACGUAAGAAUGCUGUUCAUUAACUAUAGCUCAGCAUUCAACACCAUAGUACCCUACAAGCGCAUCAUUAAGCUCGAGGCCCUGGUCCCGUGCAACUGGGUCCUGGACUUCCUGACGGGUCGCCCCCAGGUGGUGAAGUUAGGAAACAACACCUCCACUUCGCUGAUCCUCAACACUGGGGCCCCACAAGGGUGCGUGCUCAACCCCCUCCUGUACUCCCUGUUCACCAUGACUGCGUGGCCAAGCACGCCUCCAACUCAAUCAUCAAGUUUGCAGACGACACAACAGUACUAGGUUUGAUUACCAACAAUGACGAGACAGCCUACAGGGAGGAGGUGAGGGCUCUGGGAGUGUGGUGCCAGGAAAAUAACCUCUCACUCAAGGUCAACAAUACAAAGGAGAUUAUCGUGGACUUCAGGAAACAGCAGAGGGAGCACCCCCCUAUCCAAAUCGAAGGGACCGCAGUGGAGAAGGUGGAAAGUUCCUCAGCGUACACAUCACUGACAAACUGAAAUGUUCCACCCACACAGACAGUGUGGUGACAAAGGCGCAACAGCGCCUCUUCAACCUCAGGAGGCUGAAGAAAUUUGGCUUGGCACCUAAAACCCUCACAAACUUUUACAGAUGCACAAUUGAGAGCAUCCUGUCGGGCUGUAUCACCACCUGGUACGGAAACUGCAUCGCCCGCAACCGCAGGGCUCUCCAGAGGGUGGUGCGGUCUGCCCAACGCAUCACCGGGGGAAAACUACCAGCCCUCCAGGACACUUACAGCACCCGAUGUCACAGGAAGGCCAAAAAGAUCAUCAAGGACAACAACCACCCGAGCCACUGCCUGUUCACCCCACUAUCAUCCAGAAGGCAAGGUCAGUACAGGUGCAUCAAAGCUGGGACCGAGAGACUGAAAACAGCUUCUAUCUCAAGGCCAUCAGACUGUUAAAUAGCCUUCACUAGCACAUUAGAGGCUGCUGCCUAUAUACAUAGAUUAGAAAUCACUGGCCACUUUAAUAAAUGGAACACUAGUCACUUUAAUAAUGUUUACAUAUAUUGCAUUACUCAUCUCAUAUGUAUAUACUGUAUUCAAUACUAUUCGACUGUAUCUUAGUCUAUGCCACUCUGACAUUGCUCGUCCAUAUAUUUAUAUAUUCUUAAUUCCAUUGCUUUACUUAGAUUUGUGUGUAUUGGGUAUAUGUUGUGAAAUUGUUAGAUAUUACUUGUUAGAUAGGUCCAUGUCCACUGUGCCAAUGGGUGGGAUGCCAGGGGGGAGAGAGGGGGGAAUGGGGACGGAGGGUGUGUUGACCAGGAUGAGUGUGUGUCGCCCUUGGCAUGCCACGCCCACACGUCCUGUAGAAACUACCCAGGGUCCUUCAACUGCUUUUCUAUGUGUGAAAAGUGUAUCAUAAUGUCAUAAUUAUAAUGAUGUGUGCCACUGUUUGACUAACUGUGCGUUUCAUUCACAGAGUGAUUUGUACCCGUUUGGUGACCAGGUGGGAGAUAAAGGAGUGUGGUUGGACACAGAAGAUGGGAACUCUCCCUACAUCAUACCAAUUAUGGGUUUCCCCUUCAUGGGCAAGCUGUUUGAUCUGUCUAUGUAAGUAUCCACAUCUUUACUCACAACUCUGAGACUGGAAACCCUGAACCAAAGAGAGCAAGAUAAGUGAUUAGUACUAUUUUCAUUUUUAGUACAAUUCUAUUUUUCUACUAUUUUGCAGUUGCAAGACAAUGUACAUCACUGUAAUUCUUCACUGAAAUGGCCUUUGCUGUGGACAUUUAGUAAAACAUUAUUCUCUAUCCUGCUUAGUUCUCAGAUAAUGGACUCAUCCAGUUCCAGUCUGUCAGUCAGAACUAGCAGUUCCUGCUUCCUGUCCCCUUCCCUAGUGGUUUCCAUGGCAACGGAAGCCUGGCCAUGCUGUCCGUGUUCUGUGACGAUGCUGACCUCACCCUGGGGAGGGGAAGCUGCUCUAUCAGGUGAGAGGUCAAGGGUUGAGGGGUUUGAUCUAAUCUCAUUUAAUCUAAAUUAUUUUCUCUCUCCUAGGAAUACCACCAGCUGAAAUGUCUGAUAUACAGUAUAUAUUCCCAAAUUGUCUUCAAUCGUACGGUAUGAGGAACAGAAGGACAAACCUGCGUUCACCCCAGCCUGGAUUCUAAAGAUCACCUGGGAUUAUGUGAUGGCUGUCUCCUACCAGGAAAUCAACCACACUGAGGUAUUGGUCUAAUGUUUUCUAUGACCAUAUUCCAAUCAUGCCGUACUCCAAUAGAGGCAUAUACUGUAGGUGUCUAUUGGCGGUAAACAUGAUUGCAUGUCUAGCAGGAAAGUGGGUUAUUGGACGUUACAGGGUGUGGUAUGGUUUCCUCUGAUGUCUGUCCUAGUUUGGCAUCCAUUGUUGUGUGCAAUGUGAGAACCUCAAGUGUUAGCUGGGAGAAUGUAACCUACCUAAAUCCUCUCCCCAUCUUUUUAUUCCUGUGGUGCCACCCCGUGGCCACUUCCAGACUAACACCUUUCAGUAAAUCCUGACUACAGAUGUGGAGCGCUCCUUCGCCCUGCUACGCUUCAGGGAGUUGUACUGGGGUCCUGGCCAGAGGAUCCACCAUGACACCCUCACAGGCUACUCCGAUGGAGGAGCCCACUUUUCCUCAGGAGGUGUGGGGAAAUAUAGAUCAGCUGGGUCAGCUGGUGUAUGAACUGACGGGCCCACAGAGCCCAAACGGGACCCCCAGAAGAGGUGCCAGAUGUGGGCCAUAAAGGAGUGAGCCGAAGGAGUGGGCCUAGGGGGUGUCGUCGUGCCCCUGUACCCACGCCUAAGCACUGGAGGAUCUGGCCUUUGGGCCUGAGACCCUGCCCCCCAACCAGCAGGAUUGGAUACGGGUGAGGGAGCUACGGGGACUGCGCUGGGGUGGCAGUUGGGGUGACGUCUUCCUGUCCAUCCUGUCCAAAGUAUGUAUGACCCACAAGGUCCCCUGUUGGCUGGAUACAGCGAGCGCUACUUCUCUGGAGCCACUGCACAGAAACACAUACAGUGAGAACCAAAAGUAUUGGGACAGGGACAUUCUUUUUUUGUUUUGGCUCUGUACUCCAGGACUUUACCUUUAUUGUAAAUAAGAAUAGAAUAUGUUUCUAAACACUUCUACAUUAAUGUGGUUGCUACCAUGAUUAUGGAUAGUCCUGAAUUAAUCGUGAAUAAUGAUGAGUGAGAAAGUUACAGACGCACAAAUAUCAUACCCCCAAGACAUAACCUCUCACCAUUACAAUAACAGGGGAUGUUAGCAUUUUUUGGAGGGUAGGAUAUUUAUGCCUCUAACUUUCUCAAUCAUCAUUAUUCACGAUUCGUUCAGGAUUAUCCGUAAUCAUGGUAGCAUCCACAUUAAUGUAGAAAUGUUUAGAAACAUAUUCUAUUCUACAUCCAAAAUAACACAAUACAUUAUUUACUAUGCAUUUCUAUUGGGCACAACAUAAUCCGAAACACAACCAAAACAUUUUUACAUUUUUAGUAAUUUAGCAGACGCUCUUAUCCAGAUCAACUUACAGUUAGUGAGUGCAUACAUUUUUCAUACUGGCCCACCGUGGGAAACCAACAGGAAAUGCAUCCAACAAGUUUGUAGAGCCAGAAGCUUGAUGUAAACAUUGCGUGCUAGGAAUAUCGGACCAAAUAAUACACUUUUGACUACUUUAAAACACAUAAGUGAAUUUGUCCUAAUACUUUUGGUCCCCAAAAAUGGGGGGACUACAGUGCCUUCGGAAAGUAUUCAGACCCCUUGACUUUUUCCACAUUUUGUUAUGUUACAGCCUUAUUCUAAAAUGGAUUAAAAAUAAAUAAAUCCUCAUCAAUCUACAAACAAUACUCCAUAAUGACAAAGUGAAAACAGGUUUUUAUAAAUGUUUGCAAAUAUAUGAAACCUAAAAAACAGAAAUACCUUAUUUACAUAAGUAUUCAGACCCCUUUGCUCCGAGACUCGAAAUUGAGCUCAGUUGCAUAUUUUUUCCAUUGAUCAUCUUUGAGAUGUUUCUAAAACUUGGAGUCCACCUGUGGUAAAUUCAAUUGAUUGGACAUGAUUUGGAAAUGCACACACCUGUCUAUAUAAGGUCCCACAGCUGACAGUGCAUGUCAGAGCAAAAACCAAGCCAUGAGGUCGAAGGAAUUGUCCGUAGAGAUCCGAGACAGGAUUGUGUUGUGGCACAGAUCUGAUGGAAGGGUACCAAAAAAUAUCUGCAGCAUUGAAGGUCCCCAAGAACGCAGUGGCCUCCAUCAUUUUUAAAUGGAAGAAGUUUGGAACCACCAAGACUCUUCCUAGAGCUGGCCGCCCGGCCAAACUGAGGGGGAGAAGAGCCUUGGUCAGGGAGGUGUCCAAGAACCCGAUGGUCACUCUGACAGAGCUCCAGAGUUCCUCUGUGGAGAUGGGAGAACCUUCCAGAAGGACAGUCAUCUCUGCAGCACUCCACCAAUCAGGCCUUUAUGGUAGAGUGGCCAGACGGAAGCCACUCCUCAGUAAAAGGCACAUGACAGCCCGCUUGGAGUUUGCCAAAAGGCACCUAAAGACUCUCAGACCAUGAGAAACAAGAUUCUCUGGUCUGAUGAAUCCAAGAUUGAACUCUUUGGCCUGAAUGCCAAGCGUCUCGUAUGGCAUUCCCCUACGGGGAAGCAGGGUGGUGGCAGCAUCAUGCUGUGGGGAUGUUCUUCAGCGGCAGGGACUGGGAGACUAGUCAGGAUCAAGGGAAAGAUGAACAGAGCAAAGUACAGAGAGAUCCUUGAUGAAAACCUGCUCCAGAGCGCUCAGGACGUCAGACUGGGGCGAAGGUUUACCUUACAACAGGACAAUGACCCUAAGCACACAGCCAAGACAACGCAGGAGUGGCUUCGGGACAAGUCUCUGAAUGUCCUUGAGUGGCCCAGCCAGAGCCCAGACUUGAACCCAAUUGAACAUCUCUGGAGAGACCUGAAAAUAGCUGUGCAGCAACGCUCCCCAUCCAACCUGACAGAGCUUGAGAGGAUCUGCAGAGAUGAAUGGGAGAAACUCCCCAAAUACAGGUGUGCCAAGCUUGUAGCGUCAUAACCAAGAAGACUUAAGGCUGUAAUCGCUGCCAGGUGCUUCAACAAAGUACUGAGUAAAGGGUCUAAAUACCUAUGUAAAUGUGAUAUUUCAGUUUUUUAUUUUUAAUACAUUUGCAAAACUUUCGAAAAUCCUGUUUUUGCUUCGUCAUUAUGGGGUAUUGUGUGUAGAUCGAUGAGGGGGGGAAAAAACGAUUUAAUCCAUUUUAGAAUAAGGCUGUAACGUAACAAAAUGUGGAAAAAGUCAAGGGGUCUGAAUACUUUCUGAAUGCACUGUAUGUACAAAAAGUGCUGUAAUUUCUAAACGGUUCACCUGAUGUGGAUGAAAAUACCCUCAAAUUAAAGCUGACAGUCUGUACUUGACCAUCAUAGUCAUUGUAUCAUUUAAAAUCCAAAGUGCUGGAGUACAGAGCCAAAACAACAAAAAUUUGUCACUGUCCCAAUACUUCUGGGGCUCACUGUAGGUUACGUCUCAUUUAAGUCAUAUAGUGAAAGCUCAACCUGUCAUUUGGAAUGUUGUUCAAUUCAAUGAUGGCAUUCAAUGAUGUAAUAAUCAACUGCAUGUCUUUUAAACUAGAAAAUUCAUCCUUAUUGCCAAAUCUCAUUUUAUUUCUCUCCCUCCAUUUCUAGAUGAGGAGCUCCUUCCGUUCCAGUGGUGUUGUAUCCAGUCUCCUCUGUGCCACCUCUAUCUGGCCAAGACACUCCUGGACCGUUGCCAAGGUUAUGGCUGGGUGAGCCGACUGCUGCAUAAAAGCGGCCAAGGCAACACAGGGCAUUGGUGAGAGCUUACCUCUACUCAGCGAAAUGGGGUUCAUUUACUUUCAACUCCUGUCAACUCAUUGAAUUAAUGAUUAUUUACUUGGAUCACAAUAUACUUAAGCAAUAAGGCACGAGGGGGUGUGGUAUAUGGCCAAUAUACCACGGCUAAGGGCUGUUCUUAGGCACAGCCCUUAGCCGUGGUAUAUUGGCCAUAUAUCACAACCCCCCCGAGGUGCCUUAUUGCUAUUAUAAACUGGUUACCAACGUAAUUAGAGCAGUAAAAAUUUAUGUUUUGUCAUACCCAUGGUAUACGGUCUGAUAUACCAUGGCUUUCAGCCAAUCAGCAUUCAGGGCACGAACCACCCAGUUUAUUAUAAUAUAUAGCCCACAUGAUUGGCCCCAUUAUGUGAUAAUAGACAGAUCCAUCGCACCCUGCCUGUCAGUGUAAAUGUACUGUAUACAGCCUUGGUGUCACGCCCUGGCUCUAGGGACUCUUUUAAGUUGAGCCAGGGUGUGUAGAGUUUAUGUUUUGUGCUCGUUGUGUCUAGUCUAGUUUUUGUAUAUCUAUGUUGGCCAGAGUGGUUCUCAGUCAGAGGCAACGAGUAUCAGCUGUUGCUGGUUGUCUCUGAUUGGGAACCAUAUUUAGUCAGGUGGUUUUCCCACAGUGUUUGUGGGAUCUUGUUCCGUGUUUUGCACCUGUGGACGUCAUGAAUCGAUUUGUUGUUUUGUUCGUGGUUCAUUUAAUAAAUAAGUAUGUUCACCUUCCACGCUGCGCCUUGGUCCUCUAUAUCCGACGAUCGUGACACUUGGUUAGUGAAUGGUUUCCUAUUCAUGUGUAUCUGUUUUGUCUGCAGGCAUGGUGUACAGCAACCUUCAUUUCAUCACCUUCAGUGGGACUGAAUGAAAAGGUACUACCUACUUUAAGUCACUCUGGAUAAGAGCGUCUGCUAAAUGAGUAAAAUGACUGAGUACUCUUUCAAGGCCCUCUGCGACUUUGUCAUUGUGCGCCUCUCCUCCCACACCGGCUCCAGUAUCUUCACGCUGCAGCGCGAGACGGGCGAGCUGGAGACAGACGGACAGGUCAGACGGGUCCCCGCGGUGGUGAGGAUGGCUGCUUUUCACCAGGGCAUUGGCAAGGUCAGUGUGUGUGCCUGAUGGGUUGUAUUAUGGGCUGUAAAUCUCAUGUGGUUGAUUAUCCUUACCUGUGUGUGUGUGUGUGUGUGUGUGUGUGUGUGUGUGUGUGUGUUCAGGUUAAGUGGCGGUGUGCAGAGUCAGAGAGGGACUGGGGGUCCUGGUGGAAGAUGUGGAGGUCUCUGUCGGUAAGAAAUCAUUUAGUACCAAAACAAACUUGGCACAGAAACAAGAAGAUUACUAUUAAACCUUGUACUUUUAUUCCACCAGACUAGAUAAUGCAAUUUAAGAAUAUAGUAAACCUCUAUAAAACCUUACAAACCACUUGGAACAUCAUUCUCCAACCCUUGUUACAUACAAUAUUACAGUAGCAAUAGAAUGCAAUCCUCAUAUCCCCUUGAGCUGACAUAACAGUGCCCUACUGCUGUCCUUGUAGAUGUGGUGCACCGUACCUCGGUCAGUGGCGGUGUACGCCGGGGGGCUGCACGUGGAGGGUGGAUGGAGGUGAUGGUGGACAGCAGCUGGCUGCCCUGGUGGAGGUCCCCCAGACCUUCUACAGCUGGACCGUGGGCCUGCUGGGCUUCUGGAGCUCCAACCACACCGAUGACUUUCUGCAGUCUGACGGGAAGCUGAUGAUAUUCCCCAACAUAACCUUCCCCUGGAGGAGCGUCUGCACCCCUUUGGCCUGUCCUGUGAGUGAGGCUUGAGUCAAGUCACAUUGAAGGAGUUGGAGGCACAUUGAACGUCCAUACUAACAUACCACUUAGAAUGCAUGUCCAAUACAUUGCUUUAUUCUAAGUACCAUGCUAAUGUGGUCUCUCUCCCCUAAUAUAGUGUAUCACACAGAUUAAGUACUCCUAACUCCACUCAGAGUCACACAUGGAGUGCCAAGUAUUAGUAGCCAUUCACAGACAUUGCUAGGUGUUUAAAGGAGCGGUCUUUCAGCCUUGGUCUGAUAAGUUGGUGCUAAUACACACAGAGCCCCUCGGUUACAUAAAUGAUAAGGUCCUGUCUGUACAGUGUAUGAUGCAGUCAGGUUGCAGUGUGUUCAUGACAUCCUGUCUUCUAACGACACUGACCUAGGUUUGCAGAGUCUGGAGUCCCAGGAGCUGGACCACAACCUGGUUAUGGUGUUUGGUGAGUCAACUGUUAUAUUAGCCAAAGGUCCAAGAAUUCAUAUCUUUAUUCUACAUGUUUGCCCUUCCUCUUUGAGUCACAUACUGUUGUAUGCUCUGGGUAAAAGUUGCCCCAUGGACAAAUAUCUAGGAGCAGCUUACCCUCCCCAAUAAUAGACUCUAAUCUGAACUAUUACCCUAAUUGGGCUAGUUUAAGGGGGUAAACACAAAAUGGACCUUAGAUCAGCGUCUAUGUGCAACUUCAUCCUACUCCAACGCAUUAUACCAUCCGCUCUGUAAGAAUUCAUCAAAUGCAGUGUAGUGGUGAUUGAGGUCAAUUGGCAUGCUUCUCUAUUGGUCAUUGACAUGCUCCAAUUUCUCUCCUAUGUAGGGAACAUGCCUCUGUUCCCCGGCUUUCCUUUCCUUUCCCAUCGUGACUGAGCCCACAGUGAUCCGCUGUAAGGUCAAAUCCACUGUUCACAUGCAGAUCAGCGCUCAAGAUGCCAACACUAUAAGCUUCUCACUGCUCUUCCCCAGACCACCACAAGCCUUUGUUGGGAAAAGUGAGCUCUCCCUAUAGGUGAUGGCAUAUUGACCUGAACACCACUCGACAUCCAGCCUGUCUACCUGAUCAUCAGAGUUAAUGACCAGCUGUUCAGCUCUCAGUUCACCCCCAUCCUGCAGGUGUGCAACUGCCUCAACGGUGGCACCUGCCAAUACGACAGCAUAGUGGGCAGCCAUCUGCAGGGAACAUUUCAGGUGAACAAAUACAGACAGACAGAACAAUAUAGGGAGCAUUUCUAUAUGGACUGUUAUGCAUAUAAAGGUUUUAUUAAGAGCCCAGUGCAGUCAACAUUCUGUUAUUCCUGUGCUUUGUAUCAUUAUUAUAAACUAACACUGUAAAAGUGUGAAAAGAUUUGAUCAGUGUUAUUUGCGGAUAGUUGCUGGCUGAAAAUACAAUCUACACAGGACCUUCUAAUCACCACGUUUCGCAUGGGUGGAGUUUCGGCUUGCCUGGUGACCUCACCAAGCGGUAAAUAAGUUAAUAGACCAAUAACAAAGAGUUCCAAACCUCUCUGCCAAUAAAAGCUAGUUUUCAGUUUUCCCCUCCCUACUCAGACCACACCCAGACAGUCCUAGCAAAAUUAUUUAUUGAGAAAUAGUUUUUUGCUAAAAAGUAAUUUUUGUUUAUUUUUGACAAUUUUAAUGGAAAACUAUUACAGUAAGGAACUUAAUUUUUUGAUAUAAAAAUGUCUGCAUUGAGCCUUUAAGUAAAGUGUUAACCAGAUUGUUUUUGUAUAAUGAUGAUAACCUUUCAUUUGUUCCUUUGCAGGGGAUUCUGCCAAUCCACCAGGUAAGCCUUCUAUUUUCUCAAACAAAUCCCCCAAUACUGCCCACAUGACAUUGCUGCGUCAGUGUUACCAUGGUGAUCAUGACCACAUCAUAGAAUGUGAGGUCAUCUGAUGGCCUUGUUGUUGUUGACAGAGUUCAAUGUCUUCAACGUUUCCAUGGGCUGGAAGAACCAGGGAGCUGGAGGAGAGAGACUGAGACAGGUGAGAGGGAGCGUGUGGGCAGCCUGUCCAAUCGAACAAUUUUUACAUAGGCCUAUAUUUGUGUCUGGGACAUAAAAAAAGCUGAAGGAUAAUUUGUUUUUCCUGACCAGGAAAAACUCCAGUCCAGAAAUGCGCUAGUUCUUUCUCUCUGCAUUGUUGGGAAGGGCCUUUAAGCAUUUCACUGUUAUUCUACACCUAUUGUUUACGCAGCAUGUGACAGCAAGGAGGAAAACAGAUUGAAAAUGGGAGGGACUACUUUUUCGUAUUAUGUUUUAAAGCGUUAAGGCCUAUAUUUGUGUGUGGGACAUACGUUUUUCCUGGUCAUUUCACGUGGUGAUUUCAUACUAUGGUUAUGGAAAAGAGUUUCCACUAACCAUAUAUUAACUAACCAUGCACUGGCCAGCUCCUCGAUUUUGUUAACACGGGAACUGGCCAGGAAAUAAUCUUGGCCCUAAGUAUGACAUAAUAAUGUGUCAAUGGUCUAUUUAACUUAACGUUCCACUGUUGGCCCACUAUUUAGACCUGGGUGGUUUGAACAGGACGGGGAUAGACGGGGCCCAGGUGGCAGAGGAUAAGAAGCCCCUGAUCCUGGGCCUGGUUCUGGGCAUCGGGAUCCCAUUCCUCCUCCUACUGGCUGCCCUCGCCUGCAUCUGCCGCUCCCGCAAGAAGACACAGGGA